Ilex paraguariensis (yerba mate) is the source of this 3543-nucleotide messenger RNA. Lineage: Eukaryota; Viridiplantae; Streptophyta; Magnoliopsida; Aquifoliales; Aquifoliaceae. The record is from the annotation of a GenBank genome assembly.
AUGGAUGAUGAGGCUAGGGUUGCAGGGAGCGGCAAUCCUCCUCCUCCGCCCUCCUCUUAUUGGCUGGAUGCCUGUGAGGACAUUUCCUGCGACGAUUUCAGCCAUGAUUUGGUUGAUUUCGAUGUUCCCGAGUCAAUAGAUGUUGGUACCUCCAAUCAGGACAGCAGCCCCGACCCUUGUUUUUUUGGCGGAAUUGAUCGGAUUCUUGACAGCAUCAAGAAUGGUGGUGGCUUGCCUUCGGUAGUCGAUGGCACCGGCAAUGGACUUGAUCGAAAUGGCUCCUGCACUGAACAAAGCUGGUGCUUUCAGAAUGAGACUGCUUGCAAGAUGCAAAUUGAGCAAUCUUGUCCAACAGCUGCAGCAGCAAAUAAUAAUCUAUCCAAUGGCCUUGGUUUACAGCGUAAUAAUCAGAAUAUCCUUGUAAGCAGGACAUCCAUAGAGACUGGCAAGCAUAACGGUACUGAUAACGGGAAUAAGUCCUUAGAUGGUAAAGGAUAUUGUGGUAAGGAUCGUUUUCUCAAGGAAAUUGGACUCCGCAGGCAAGAUACUCGGGGCAGUGACCGAGAUUAUCAUGAGAACGAAGUAAGAUAUGUGAAAAGGCCUCGUCUUGGUGAUUACAAAAAUGAGAGGCACCAUUCUAGCACAGGACAAUAUUACCCUCGGGAAAGACCUCCUGGUAGGAAGAGGCUUUGCUAUUGGGAGGAGAUUGAUAAGAGGGGUAGGGAUCAAAUCAGGAAAAGAGAACGCUAUGGUAGAAGGGAUGGUAGGGAUAGGGAUUGGAGAGAAGGAAGGGGUUACUGGGAGAGGGAUAGAUCUGGUUCAAAUGAGAUGGUUUUCCGGUUGGGUGCAUAUGAAGCUGCUAGAAACAGAGAAGGCAAGACACCCUCUGAGAAAAACCAUGAAGACAAUGGAGGAGGGGAGGAGAAUAAAACUGAAGAUCCCAAGGAGAAACUUCCAGAGGAGCAGGCACGCCAAUACCAGUUGGAUGUUCUCGAACAGGCUAAGAAGAAAAAUACUAUAGCUUUUCUUGAAACAGGGGCAGGGAAGACGCUCAUUGCUGUACUCCUAAUAAAAAGUGUUUGUAAUGAAUUGCAAAAACAGAACAAGAAAAUGCUAGCUGUAUUUUUGGUUCCUAAAGUUCCGCUUGUUUAUCAGCAAGCAGAAGUUAUUCGUGAGCGAACAGGUUUUCGAGUUGGCCAUUAUUGUGGCGAAAUGGGGCAAGAUUUCUGGGACACGCGGAGGUGGCAGCGUGAGUUUGAAACAAAGGAGGUUUUUGUGAUGACCGCUCAAAUCCUUCUGAACAUUCUGAGACACAGCAUAAUAAAGAUGGAGGCAAUUAAUCUCCUUAUUCUGGAUGAGUGUCAUCAUGCUGUGAAAAAACAUCCCUAUUCUCUAGUGAUGUCUGAGUUCUAUCACACAACUCCAAAGGAGAAGAGACCAUCAGUUUUUGGGAUGACUGCUUCUCCUGUUAAUUUAAAGGGUGUUUCCAGCCAAGUGGAUUGUGCGAUAAAGAUUCGUAAUCUUGAAAGUAAACUAGAUUCUGUAGUUUGUACUAUAAAAGACCGCAAGGAGCUGGAAAAAUAUGUACCAAUGCCCUCAGAAGUUGUAGUGGAGUAUGAUAAAGCAGCUAGUUUAUGGUCCCUUCAUGAACAAAUAAAACAAAUGGAACUGGCAGUUGAAGAAGCUGCACAAUCAAGUUCCAGAAGAAGUAAAUGGCAAUUUAUGGGAGCAAGAGAUGCUGGAGCCAAGGAAGAGCUGCGCCAAGUAUAUGGUGUCUCUGAACGAACUGAAAGUGAUGGGGCUGCUAAUUUAAUUCAAAAGCUGAGGGCUAUUAACUAUGCUCUUGGUGAACUAGGUCAAUGGUGUGCUUAUAAGGUUGCACAAUCUUUUUUGACAGCUCUACAAAAUGAUGAAAGGGUGAACUACCAGCUUGAUGUCAAGUUUCAAGAAUCCUACUUGAACAAAGCUGUAUCUCUUUUGCAGUGCCAAUUAUCAGAGGGGGCUGUUUCAGAAAAUAUCUCAAAAAGUAUGGAUGAAGAUAAUGAUUUGGCUCAAGAUGGGGGUGGCCUUGAUGAUAUAGAGGAGGGAGAGCUUCCCGACAGUCAUGCUACUGCUCCUUCCUCGCUAGUCUUCCUCAGGUUUCUCUGCUUUGCAUUUGCUGUUGUCUUCUUCUUCGACAGAAAAAAAACCAUUGCUGCUGCUUCGACUGUUACAGUACCUGUUGCUUCUCCUGCUGCUUUUCCUGUUUCUACUACGACAACAGAGCUUAUGAUCGGCUAUACUUUGACAUUCUUUUCAUAUGCUGGUAUAAUUCUUUUAGUUGUCUCUGGUGGAGAGCAUGUGGAUGUGAUUAUAGGAGCUGCUGUGGCUGAUGGAAAAGUAACCCCAAAGGUGCAGUCACUGAUUAAGAUUCUUCUCAAGUAUCAGCACACGCAGGAUUUUCGCGCAAUCAUCUUUGUUGAGCGAGUUGUUGCUGCCUUAGUUCUGCCGAAGGUUUUUGCUGAGCUACCAUCCCUAUGUUUUAUAAAAUCAGCAAGUUUAAUUGGGCAUAAUAAUAGCCAAGAGAUGCGGACAUGCCAAAUGCAAGACACAAUUGCCAGAUUCCGAGAUGGUCGCGUGACAUUGUUAGUUGCCACCAGUGUUGCUGAGGAAGGACUCGAUAUUCGGCAAUGUAAUGUAGUCAUCCGCUUUGAUCUUGCAAAAACUGUUUUGGCAUAUAUUCAGUCUCGGGGUCGUGCGAGAAAGCCUGGGUCAGAUUACAUCUUGAUGGUUGAGAGGGGUAAUUUGUCACAUGAAGCAUUUUUAAGGAAUGCUAGAAAUAGUGAAGAGACCUUGCGAAAAGAAGCAAUUGAGAGAACUGACCUUAGUCAUCUUCAGGGGACCUUAAAGUUGGUUUCUGCGGAGGCAACUCCAGGUACAGUGUACCAGGUUGAGUCAACUGGUGCUGUUGUAAGUUUAAAUUCUGCAGUUGGACUCAUCCAUUUCUACUGCUCUCAACUACCAAGUGACAGGUAUUCAAUACUUCGUCCUGAGUUUAUUAUGGAGCGUCAUGAGAAGCCAGGAGGCCCCACUGAAUAUUCAUGCAGGCUUCAACUCCCCUGUAAUGCACCAUUUGAAAAGCUUGAGGGUCCUGUAUGCAGUUCAAUGCGGCUUGCACAACAGGCUGUUUGUUUGGCUGCUUGCAAGAAAGUUCAUGAGAUGGGGGCGUUUACUGACAUGCUAUUACCAGACAAGGGAAGUGGGGCAGAAAGCGAAAAAGUUGACCAAAGUGAGGAAGGAGAUCCACUUCCAGGGACUGCACGGCACAGGGAAUUCUAUCCUGAAGGUGUACCCGAUAUUCUCCAGAAGUUUCUCAUCUUAAGGGAUGCUUUCAUUUUGCUCCUUGAAAAUGAACCUCAAAGUGCAACUGGUCCUAAUCUUGAAGAUGAGCGAUCUGGAAGCCUAUUCUUGCCUUUUCCCAAUGUUAACAUCUCGGCUGACUAUCGCUCUACAUCCAAACCUAACGAAAUCUGGCAAUGGGUUCAAAGUUGCUUUGCUAUUUGA